GAGGCAAACAUGUUCCAUUUCAAUUACAUGUCCCAGUUUGUUGAAAAUUUGUUUCCUUAAAUAUUAUUAUUCAUCUCAUUUCCCAGGUUCAACUGCAUGCAUGGAGACACCUAAAUUCAGCACAGGCUUUGUUUUUUGUUUAUUCUUGUUUUGUGUUCAUGCAGCAUUGGUCUUUGCUUCAACCUCAAAUUGGCAACAUUCACAAGAUUGGUUGAACCAUGGUGGAGAUUUGUUCAACAGAAGAUAUGGCUAUAAAGAGUUUAAGAUCAGUCCCAAAACAGCACCAAACCUAAGUUUGAAGUGGAAAUUCUAUGCAGGAAAAGAUAUAACUGCAACACCAGCAAUAUAUGAAGAUACCCUUUAUUUUCCAAGUUGGAAUGGUAACAUAUAUGCAGUGAAUGAAACAAAUGGAUCCCUUAUUUGGAAGCAGAACUUGCAUGAAUUAACAGGUCUAAAUGCAACUGGAUUAGUGCUCAAUGUGAAUUGGACAGUGUCAAGAUCAACUCCUACAAUAGUUGGUGAUCAUGAUUUAUUGAUGGUUGGAAUUUAUGGCCCUGCUGCAGUUAUUGGUCUAAACAGAACAAAUGGUAAGAUUUUGUGGUUAACCUAUUUGGAUCAUCAUCCUGCAGCACUUAUCACCAUGUCUGGAACAUACUACAAAGGAGGUUACUAUGUUGGAACAUCAUCACUAGAAGAAGGUGAAACCAUUGAAGGAUGCUGCAUAUUUCGAGGCAGCAUGGCGAAACUUGAUGCCUUAUCCGGCGCCAUCAUAUGGCAAACCUACAUGUUACCGGAUAACAAUGGCACGGUAGGAGGGUAUGCAGGAGCAGCCAUAUGGGGUAGCAGCCCCUCCAUUGAUGCUCAAAGAAACCAUGUCUACAUUGCCACUGGGAACCUCUACUCUGCGCCGCGACGAAUACUUGAGUGUCAAGAAAGGCAGAGCAACAGAACAGUGCCUACUGAACCUGAUGAGUGUGUUGAGCCUGAAAACCACUCCAAUUCAAUCUUGGCCCUUGAUUUGGACACUGGAAAGAUCCAAUGGUACCGGCAACUAGGAGGGUAUGAUGUAUGGUUUUAUCAAUGCAACAAUGCUUCAAUUCCUGGUUGUCCUCCUUCUGGUCCUACCCCUGAUGCUGAUUUUGGUGAGGCACCAAUGAUGUUGAGUGUAUAUGUUAAUGGAACCAAGAAAGAUGUUGUUGCUGCUGUUCAGAAAAGUGGCUAUGCAUGGGCUUUGGAUCGCAGCAAUGGCAACAUUACUUGGUUUACGGAAGCUGGACCAGGGGGACUAGCAGGAGGAGGAACAUGGGGUGCGGCGACGGACGAAAGGAGAGUUUACACAAACAUUGCAAAUUCCGGGGCCAAAAACUUCACUCUUGCACCAUCAAACAGAACCACAACUAGUGGUGGUUGGGUGGCAAUGGAUGCAAGUAAUGGGAAAAUUGUAUGGUCCACUGCUAAUCCUAGUAACAGCACUUCUAAUGGACCUGUUAGUGUUGCAAAUGAUGUUGUCUUUGCUGGAUCAAUAGACCUAUUGGGGUCAAUAUAUGCAAUGAAUGCAAAAAAUGGGAAGAUUUUGUGGUCCUACAAAACUGGAGCAAGUGUGUAUGGAGGCAUGUCAAUUAGCAACGGUUGCAUAUAUGUUGGCAGUGGUUAUAAUGUUAGUUUGGGGUUUCCUAACUUGUCGGGUGGAACCUCGUUAUCUGCAUUUUGUGUCUAAGAACUUUACAUCAUAUAUUGUUAAGUACUCCACUCACUGUGAGUAAUGUAAACUUUUUUCAAUAAAAUUAUCAAGAAAAGUAAAUUAUACCAUAGAAUGUGAAGCUAUAU
This is a messenger RNA of Arachis stenosperma, 1827 nucleotides long. RefSeq lists its product as uncharacterized. NCBI's taxonomy places the organism in Eukaryota, Viridiplantae, Streptophyta, Magnoliopsida, Fabales, Fabaceae. The transcript has 4 exons. The coding region runs from base 101 to 1717 and encodes 538 amino acids. The record is from RefSeq and is a predicted model, not a curated record.